UUUUUUUUUUUCGAAUUAACAUUUCUGUCCUUAUUCGUGCCGAGAACUCAUCCGAACAAACCGAUCGCACAACGUCAGGAUACACAGAACACCUCUCGCUUUUAGCAGACAGCGUGAGCCAGGGCCAGUAGAGCAGCUGGACGCACGCUACCAUGCCUCUCAACCAUAAUGAUCCCUUCGUGGUGAAUGCCGCACAGCCGUCUCGGCGGCAGAUCAUCGAGUUCAAACUGUCAGAGGAGGUUUUGGAGGAGAUCAUGAACGGCAAUGAAUCGAUUCAACUGGACAUGAAUCAAGCUAAAUUAUUGAUUGGCGAGAGCUCUUAUGACUUUACACACAUGCCAGGAAUCAGCAAUAUCGAGGUCUACAAACUGCCAUCAGGAACGAAACAACUGGAUUUGGUCGGCAAUAUAACCGCAAAAUGCACAAUCCAGAGGACACACGCAAAGAAGGGACAGAAGAAGGCAACAAAGCACGAGCCCGUGAGAACGACCCAAAUAAUCGACGCGAAUGACUUGAGGAAAGGAACAAAAUCAACAGCAUCAAUUCCAGUACGGCGACCGCAAUCGCCUUCGCCUUCAGCAACAACGGCAACAGCAACGGCAGCUGCAACUGCUGCAGCGGCAGGCACCGUCGUGCCACUCAAGACUCGCGUUGUACAACUGCUGGCGCAGCAUCCACACGGCACAGAGGAAAAGGAGCUGAUGAAAUUGCUGAGAGUUUCGCUAGAGGAUCUACAGUCUAUCUUGCCUAUUGUGGCCAAUUUCUCUGGCGGCCGGUAUGUUUUGAAGCCGGAAACGUACAAGGAGGUCAAAAUCUACGACUGGAAAAAUUACUCAGCCAAGCAGAGAGAGAUUGUGGUCAAGAAUGCAAGUGCUGCAUUCGACAGACUGGGGCUGGCACAUGAUGCGCCGGAAAGGGACAUUCUUUUGCCCGAGAAAGCAAAGCGCGCCAGUCCACCGCUGGUAGCGGAGGGAUACCACGUCGUUGGAAAUAUGGAUACUACCAACUCGAAAUGGCGGUCAGGAGGCGCUGGAUCCGAGUCCGAGGGACUUGAUAACGGGAGGAUGAGCAGCAGCAACAGCUCAUUAUUGAAGCCACCGAGCGCUCAAAAGAAGACGUCGGCGAAAAAAUCACCGGCGUUAUCGUCAUUGACGGGCAAGAAAAGGGCAUCAUCCACCAAGAGCUCAAGCGGGAACAAAGGAAGUCGGCAGUCAGCAGAAAAAGUGGCAGCCGCGAUUUUGGAGAAUGCACAGAACCACAACGCAAGAGGAGCAACAACACCGUCCAGUACAGUGAAGUCCACACUGGGAGGAACACCAGGUAUCGGCGUUGGAUCCCCGACAAUUACUGGGAGAAGGCCCUCGAUCAACGGCAAUGGCAACGGUAACGGUAACGGCGUACCGGCUGUAAAACGAGGAUCAGAAACGAAAAAGGCAGGAUCUGGCACCAAGGAGACAGGAGGCGUGGGCAACGGAUACAAGAUUCCCAAAGUCGGCUCCGGAGUCACAGUACCAAGGAAAGCACAAAGUCCAACGUUCACGGUUCCGCCGAUUACGUCGCAGGCAGAGUACGAGGAAGUGUCGCAGCAGUUCAUGGCAAAGUACAAGGAAAUGAAGGUGCUUAAGGCACAGAUCGACAAGAAGAAGGAACUCUUUGAUCAGCUUAGCGCGGAACUGGAACUGGCGGUUGGCACAGAGCGUGAGGCAGAGUUGAAGCGCAAGGUCCAGGACGCGUUUGGCGAAGAUGUGGUCGACCGCAAAGUACUCCGCAGGACAGGUGAGCCCAGGCAGGGCGUGAGCGUGGAGAGGGCUAAGGCAGCGAUGGCAGAGCAGAGUAAUCAUCUGAGUGUCCGGUCGAUGGCAGAGCGGUAUAAGACCUUGCACCAUGAAGUUGACACGAUGAAGCGGGCGCUAUGUGAGGCAGGCACUGCCCAGGCUGGAAGGGCUGGCCAGAGCGGACCUGCCUCGGUAAGCGGAGGAAACGGCUAAGUGAGACGAAGCAUGGCCAUCAAAAAUAAAAGGUCCUUUUAGCAUCAUGUCUUUGUCUUUUAUGACCAUCAAAGAUAUUGCACAUGAAAUGGCG
This is a messenger RNA of Gamsiella multidivaricata, 2082 nucleotides long. RefSeq lists its product as uncharacterized. The record is from RefSeq and is a predicted model, not a curated record. The coding region runs from base 153 to 1988 and encodes 611 amino acids. Gene Ontology annotation, molecular function: cis-regulatory region sequence-specific DNA binding. The transcript is spliced from 6 exons. NCBI's taxonomy places the organism in Eukaryota, Fungi, Mortierellomycota, Mortierellomycetes, Mortierellales, Mortierellaceae. Gene Ontology annotation, cellular component: transcription elongation factor complex. Gene Ontology annotation, biological process: positive regulation of transcription elongation by RNA polymerase II; snRNA transcription by RNA polymerase II.